AUGCGGAGCAGGGCUUGGUCCGCGAGCCCGCCCCGGCGUAGGCGGAGGCGGCGGCGAGGAGGGGAACACGCCUCCCGCUCCGGCGGCCGGCACGGUCGCGAUGGCAGCCGCUCGGGCGGCUCGCGGGAACCCUCGCGGCGCCGCUCUCGCUCCAGGUCCAAUCCCAACGAUCGCAGGCCGUGGAUAGAGCGCGAGAAGGGGGGCGUGAAGCUCUUCGUGGGGCGACUCCCGAGAGAGGUCAACAAGACCGCGCUUGAGGAGUGCUUCGGGGAGUUCGGGGAAGUCCUCGAAGUCUUCAUUAUCGCCUCCCAGGCCGCCAGCGGCGUUGGCUGUUCCUUCGUUCGGAUGGCCUCGAUCCAGGCGGCUGAGGAGGCAAUCGCAGAGCUCCACGAGCAGCGGGUGCUGAUCCCGGAGCAGGCAGACCUCGGGCCGAUGCAGGUUGCGUUCGCCAAGGGUGAGGCGAUUCGACUCGGUCUUGACGAGAAGGAGGAGAUUUUGCCAAGCUUCAAAGAAGCACGACAAAAGGUGGUGGAGCACCAGGAGAAGAAGCACUUCUUCGAGAAGAUGCAAAAGCAGCAAGAGGAGCAGGCCAAGAUCGUGGAGUAUCAGCAUGCGUUGAUGAUGCAACACCAGGCCAUGCUGCAGCAGAUUCAGGAGAAGCCUCGCGAGGAUCUCGUCACCAUCGUAAAGGAUGGUCAAAGAAAUGGCGGUCAGCCUUUCAAGCAGAGGUGGUGGAGCUUCUGCGAUGCCGGAUGGUCGGGCUGCCGGGACUACGAUCCCAACCACCACGGCAAGGAGGCCUUGGCCCACUUCGUCUCUGUCGCUAGCACAGAGUACGGUCACGAGCAGUGGUUCAAGUCUCGAUUUCCGAAGCUUCCAGCUCUGCCUGAGAAGCCGAAGGGAAUGCCGGAGCCAGGAUCUCCGGGUCUUAUGCCGCCAGGAGCUCCGCCACCUGGAGGGCCGCCGCACGGUCCACCCGGCCCCGGCGGACCUGGCUUGGGUCCCCGCCCUCCCAUGGGGAUGGGUCCCGGAGGGCCAAUCCCUGGCCCUCCCGGACUGCCACCGCAUCUGCCGCCGCAUCUGCCGCCGCCGGGCAUGCCCGGAAUGCCGCUGCCCGGAAUGCCGGGCUCCCAAAAAAAGCAUCGCAGUCUUCAACAGUUCGUGUGCAGACUCUCAAAGGCCUGGGGGGCCACCCUUCGGACCGCCUGGCGUGCCGCUCCUGCCAGGGCGGGGCUGGGGUGCUCUUUACGUGUCAAGACCUGCACGCCUCGGCUGCAUCGCGGGAGGAUGCCGCCGCCCUUCCCGCUGAUGCAUCCUCCACCAGGUCCAUGCUUGUCCAUGCACUUAAUUUAA
This is a messenger RNA of Symbiodinium sp. CCMP2592, 1353 nucleotides long. The record is from the annotation of a GenBank genome assembly. Lineage: Eukaryota; Dinophyceae; Suessiales; Symbiodiniaceae.